Messenger RNA from Angiostrongylus costaricensis, 780 nucleotides. NCBI's taxonomy places the organism in Eukaryota, Metazoa, Nematoda, Chromadorea, Rhabditida, Metastrongylidae. The record is from the annotation of a GenBank genome assembly.
UUGAAUUCUCAGGAAAAAAACUUAACUGAGGAUGAGUUGAACGCUCUUAUUGCGCAUGCACAUUUAGAGGUGGAUCAUUUGAGAAGGCAGCUCUCAGAACAACAGGUACGUGAGGAGCAGAACAUCGCUUGUGCUAUCGCUGAUCAGCGCGAAGCUGACGAACGCAUCGCAGCUGAGCGUUUAAAACUUGAGCUGGAAAAUCUUCAGCGACAACAGGACGUUGAAAUAGAGAGAGCAGUAAUGAAAAAUCGAUCUUCUUGGGAAACUGAGAUGGAAGAGCAGUUAAAACGAACCGCCGCAGCGCAUUCUGAGCAUUUGGAGCAAGUAAUUCGUACGCAACGGCAACUGUUUGAAAUCGAGCAUAGCCAAAAAGUUGAGGAGGCAAUCAAACUGGAACGUGAUAUUCACAGUCGUCAAGUUGGCGCAGCGUUAAGCCGCUUGGAGGGUAUAGAGUUUGCUCUCAAUAACAGAGUCGCUUUGGAUUCGGAGAAUCGUCGGUCAAAGCAGUUCUGGAUUGCUUGUCAUAACCUUAUUGACUCUAUCAAACAUGGUAACAAAGCUGGAAAUGAUUUGGAGAAGCGUCGAUUUCCCUUAGCAGAGUCGCUAUCGUUGCUUAAACAGGCAAUGUUUCAUUUAUUCGUUUUAAGCUCAAAAAAUCUGUUCGAAAAGACCAUUUCCCACAGUGUUGCUUGUCCCGAAAAAGCCUGUUCAGGCCGUUUCGAGGUUAUUAACACAUACAGUCGUUACCUUUUUGGAUUGGAAGAAGGAUCACUGACUUGA